CUUGUUUCCUUGUUUGUCUAAUGUUUCUGUAAUUUUAGAAAAACACACAGCAAAGAACACAGAGAUGCAAAAUCCAUUAUAAAGACGUAUAAGGAGAUUUAAAAAAAAAAGGUAGGUGCUAUAUAUUUUUUUAUUAUUAUCAGAUAUUAUUAUUUAUUAUUACCUGCUAUACAUAGUAAAUGUAAUAAACUCAUAGCACUGGUUUUGAAAGGGUGGCUCUAAAUUCCAUCACAACUUAGCGUCAACUGUGGAGAGAGACAAGCUGAGGAUCUAGCUCUGCUGAUGUGUGCAUAAUGUCUGAGCUGUGCUAUGUGUAACUAAUGGCAGAUGUGACAUGACUGUCAUUGAUUUACACAACUGUUCCAAUCAUUAUGAUGGAACUGCUGUUGGAGGAUAAACUACUUUCCAUAGAAACUUAGGUUACCAUACAUCUGGUUUUGGCUGGACAUGUCUUUUUUUAUUUGUCCGCUGUCCAGCAGGUGGCUUAAAUACAACUUUGAAUAUCUGUCCAAAAUCAAACAGCACUGCACACUUUGUUUCUGGCCAGGCAUUUCAUUUGCCAGACAGAGGACAUUGGCUGUGAAAUUCCCUUGUAUGGAAACCUGCAACAACCUGGACUUUGGUAUGUACACAAGGUACAUCUGUCUGCUUCUCGUGUUGCUACCUUGUACCUACCUGAAUUCUGCAUGGCACACUAUGGAGAGAAUUACAAAAAGAAGAUGUGGCUUCAAGGAGACUAGAAGAGGAACUAAGAAGAGUAGGAGUACAAGUGUGCUUGUGGGAGGGUGCAGGGACAUUAACAUCGGGGAUGUGAUUGUAUGGACAUGAACGUAGGGGAAGUAAGUGUAGAUACAUUAACUUGGAAGAUUCAGGGUCAUGGAAGUGGGGGUAUAUGACUGUUGGAACCAGUGAAAGAACCAACAUAGAGAGUGCCCUGCUGCAAUAAUUUGUUUGCUCCCUUUUCCCUAUCGCAAGGGUGCAAAGAGGUAGAUCGCAAUUGUUGUACAAGUUCCACAAUGCUUUUCCAGCUGGGGAUCUACCAUUUGCCAAUCUUUGGGGACCUACUAAAAGGAAUGACAGUAUGGAAUGCCCAUUGACAAUAAAGGAGCAGAAAGGAAUGCCAAUAUAGAAUAAUGAAAACAAACUAUUUGGAUUAGAGACAGAACAAAUAAAUCUUUUUCAGGCAUACUCUUAGAGUUCAGUGUCACAACCACAACAGCCUAAACCCUCCUACUGCAGUCCCUACCUCCUCACUACAGCCCCUAUCACCCCACUACAGCCCUCUUCCAAUAUUAGGUUCUGGAUCUGGCACUAAUAAACUAUUUGGGCACACAGGUGGCACUAAUAAGCUAUUUGGGCACAUAGAUGUCACUAACUAGCUAUUUUGGAACACAGGUAGAACUGAGUAGCUGUAUGGGGACAGAGAUAGGUGAGCUGGUGAGCUUUUUGGUGGAAAAGCUGGCACUGUAGUAAGUGGAUAACUCUGGGCAUUCUAUUUAUUCAUUCACCCUUGUCAUUCCAUAGAAAACAUUGAUGAUCCCACUUAAUCUCAAUUUUAAAAAUGACACUGAACUUUGAGAGAAUGCCAGUAAAAUAUUUAUUUAAAAUGUCAUAGUUUUGUCUCUAACUGAAAUAUUUUGUUUCUGUUAUUCUCUAUGAACAUUCCUUAUACUUCCAUUAUUGUCUAUGGGCAUUCAACUGCCUUGUUAAAUCUAUGGGCAUUCCAAUCUGUCAUUACUUUUAUUAGGUCCCCAAUCUUUGUAGGAUAAUAUUUAGCACUGAGCAGUUCAUUUUUGGGGGGGGUUUUUUGUAGCUGAAAGCAGUAAGUUAUAUGACACAGGUGUCCAACCUUUUGGCUUCCCUUGGCUGCAUUGAGCACAGAGGAAUUGUCUUGGGCCACACAUCAAAUAUAUAAUAUAGAUAAAGUAUAAAAGUAAUAAAACUUUAAAAGCCAUUUGCUUAAUUUUGAUAUUUCAAUUGUUUAAUGGAUAACUACUUUAUCUGUGAUCCUUAUGUGGGAUUGGAUAAUUAGGGAGCUAUUUACAUGUACACACAUAACCAUAGAUAUACACACACAGACCUAUACGCACAAUCACAAAUACACACACACACACAAUCAAUCACAAAUAAACACACGCACACACACACACACACACACACAACCACAGACCUAUUGUUAGGGAUUUUACCUGAGGAUGGAGUUUGUAGCUCAGAUAUGUUUGCUCACCCUUGCAGAUAGACACAGUCCAAGGUGACCAGGUAAGAAGCCACCUGGACUGUGAAUCUGUGCACGGGGCUGUGCAGGAAAGGUGAUUCCAAAGCAGUACCGACAAGAAGGUCAGGAUAAACGAAGAGUAGCCGAUGCCAAAGGAUGACAGGAUAAACAAAGUCAGAAGCCGGGGUCAAUAUGGAAUACAAGUUCAGGAGACUUGAAAACAGGAACUGAACACAUAAACCAGGAUCAAAGAACUGACAAAGUUCUCAGGGCAAGGCAGUGCUUAUAUACCCAGCUGAUGACUGAUCAAUCUCAGGUGAAGCACAGCAAUAUAUGAAGUCCAGCCCCCCAGUGCUGCAGACAAGCCAAGGACUAAGAACUGUUGUGGCUGAAAGGUAGCUAGCAGGCCCACGAUAGCAAAGUACCCAGGUUCAAAUCACCUGUUGGACACUUCUGGGGUGAGAACCGAGACAUCUAUACAUACACACACAUAAUCACAGACCCACACACAAAAACUAGCAUUCAAUCACAGACCUAUACAUACAAACAAUCCUAAUCACAUACCUAUGCAUACAAUCACAGUCCCAUAGACUUACACACAAUUACUAUGUCAUUCAUAAACAUUUAGUACUGAAAAGGUUUCACCAAGCAUCCCUCAAUGCUUUCCUAUGGACGUUCAGCGUCUUCUCACUGUGAUUUUCACAGUGAGAAUUGCGGAAGCUCCUCUAGAAGCUGUCAGUGAGACAGCCACUAGAGGCUGGAUUAACCCUCAGUGAAACAUAUCAGUUUCUCUGAAACUGCUAUGUUUUCAGCUACAGGGUUAAAACUAGAGGGACCUGGCACCCAGACCACUUCACUGAGCUGAUGUGAUCUGGGUGUCUGUAGUGGUCCUUUAAGUGUAUGUGUAUCUGCAUGCACUGGUGUACAUACCGCGGUCGCAGGGGUCAGAGCCCUGCGACAGGUGCCCGCCACCAUGUGUUGCGGCCCCAGCUCGCGCAGAGUAAGCGUGGGGGGGGGGGGGUCCACGGAUCAGUUUUCGCACCGGGGCCCCAUGGGUUGUGUGUACGCCACUGUCUGUUCCUCUGCUAGUGGUUGCUGCUUCCUGCACACCGGCAUGCGGCCUGCAGGUUGGAAACCCCAGGUGUAUAAAUAUCACCUAAGACAAAGAUUUGCUUAAAGUGACAGAUGGCUACAUGCUCACCGAAUAGAGGAUACUAUGUUGGAUUGGAGAGUGGGACUGCAAAUAAAAACUCUGACAUUCGUGUUAUCAUUCUGGAUCCUUUUAUUGGCAAAUUACAGAACUGAUAUAUAGAACUCUCAGAAUUAUUUUAUCUUUGAUACCCUUUUGAUUUAAAAUAGAACUAAGUGCUUAUAUCCACUAAGUGCUGAUACUAGUGUUAUAGUGUAUUUUUACCUACCAUUUCAAAGCUGUGGUAUACUUGUUUGCUUUUGGUAUUGUAAGGGCACCUGCCAUGCUUACCUGGGUUGGGGACUGUUUGCAAGAAGAGAGGGAUCAUCUCCUCAGUCCCAGGCUUGCAUCCAGCGGCCACUGUUGCACCCCCUUUUUAUAUGCUGCGGCACACGAGCACCAACGUCGUGGCACAAAUGACAUCACCGCGGUGCGUGCCUGCCGGCGUCAUGACGCCAAUGACGUCACAGCCCGCCGAAACGUCCUAAUUCAAACGUUUUGGGGACGUGGAUUCAAAAUUAAAGAACCAUAAUAUAAAAGGUUGGUUCACCCUUAUCACUUUGCCCUGUUGUGGUUCUUACAGUCCCAAUAGUGUGUUAUAUUCUAGUAUUGUAUUCUUGGUUUUGACUUUGGCUUGUUUGACUACUCUUCCUUCUGUUUAAUAAUUUUUAUUAUAUCAAAAUUGAUAUCUUGGCACUGUCCCCGAAUAAUAAAGCUGAGAAUUGUCCCCACGAUUUUUAAUUCUCUUAGAUCCUAGAGGAAGUUCACUAGAGGAUUUUUACUCCUUGCCACAGGUGUCUUAUCUCAGGACCCUAUUUAGCCUUGUACUGCAGAGAACUCGAGAUGGAAUUCCCCCCCCCCAAGUAAGUAGCUCAUUUAGCAGACAGAGUAGGACCUGCCAAAGAUGGGUUACAUUGACGUUGUAGCAGGCUUAUGCAAUGUAUGAUCAUAUAAUGUAACUAAACCCCCAUUAUUUUUUGCCUAGAUUAGUUUUUUUUUUAAUAAAACUAGCAAAAUCUGUCAGCACCAAAGUAGCUGUUUAGUAGAUAAGUGAGUGCGCUGGAUUUUCAUUUUUACUAUAAAUAACAGGACAUGUCACUUCAAAGCAUUUUCCUUUGGUUUUUCCAGUCUUAGUGUCUGCAAUUUCAAUCGUAAUUUUAGAAUUGACACCUCCUAACCUUAAUUACACCCUUUUCUUACAAUGGAACUUUGUAAAAUUAAUUACUUAGUGUUAUCUGUCAUUGGUGUCUGGUGUUCAUGUGUGAAACUGUGUUUAAGAUUAUUUAUACUCCACUAAAAUUAGUAAAUAAUAUGAUAUUUCUUCAUUGAUAUUUAUCCAUGAAUAGUCUAUAUUAUUAACAUGAUACUAAUUAUAUAUGAUUAAUAUAAUAAUAGUAAGUUAUAAGGGGAUAGCAUAUAUAUGUACAGAAAGCUUGGCACUCACCCUUUCUCCAAUUCAAAAUGAAUUUCUUAGUGCCUUGGUGCAAUCCCACGUUAUGGAAUAUAUGCAGAAAAUAAGAGAUGCACUCUAAGGACUUAUAUAAUCUAUAAUAAAGUAUUUAUUAAAAAGAAGGUUUACAUAAUAAGAUCGACGUUUCGACCCCUCAGGGUCUUCCUCAAGAUCAAUAUGUCUAAAUCUGUGAAAUCAAUAAAUAGUAAAUUUAGGAAAGUACUCACCAAUGGUGAACUGCCUCCCUCACCCUCUCCGUGCAUACCCGUAAGUGAACCCGCGAUCAUGUGAUGUGUCGUGAUGCCGACGUGAUGACGUGUGACUAGUUGCUAGGAUACCAGUGAAACAAAUUGUGGGUAAGAGCGUAUGUAAUACCGCUGUAUAAUUAAAUAUAUAACAGUGUAUCCAUGUUGUGGAAUAUCUAGUAUACUGUACAUUGCAAUACACAAAUAAAGUGAGCGGAUAAGAGGACAUCGGUCCACCAUCAUGACGGCAUUUAGAGAUCAACAGAGUGACAAGCCUGUGGCUAAACAUUUUUUGACCAUGGGACACAGAUUACCUUCUUUAAGGUUUAUUGCCAUUGAUCAUAUCCCUCCAAUGCCAAGAGGUGGAGAUAGAUCCAAGAUGUUACUACAACGAGAGGCCCAAUGGAUACAUCGAUUGGAUACAGUUGCCCCUAGGGGGCUGAAUGAAAACAUUACAUUUUCUGUGUUUUUGUGAUAAUUGAUUACAUUUUGUCCGUAUAUAUCACUAUUUUUUUUUGGUUAGGUCUAUGACCAUUCUAACUAUCAAAUAACAAUUUUUCAUUAGUUAUAUUGAAAAAAAAUUUUUUUCUUUUAUUAUUUGUGAUUGAUGGAUUAAUAGUAUAUAGCUCUCUGAGAAUGAGCAUUAUUGUUUUGAUCUGAUGAUCUACCUUUGAUCUCUAAUUUACUUAUGCUGAUAUAUACUUUUAGAUAACACACAUCUGUUGGGUUGUGGUCUUGUUUUACACUACCCUGAUCGUCUUGUUAAACUGGUAUUCUGCUUUAGCCUUAGGAGAUGUCUAUCAUAACUAUAUGUGUUUCUUCCUUGUAUUAUUGGACUAAUUGACAGAAGGUAGUAGCUUAUUAUACACUUGGUUUUAUGUAACACACAUACGUUUUGUUUGUAGUGUGUUAUCACACGUUUUUAUCCUUGCACUGGCACUUAUUUAUUUGCACUUGUCACUUUAUUUGUGUAUUGCAAUGUACAGUAUACUAGAUAUUCCACAACAUCGAUACACUGUUAUAUAUUUAAUUAUACAGCGGUGUUACAUACGCUCUUACCCACAAUUUGUUUCACUGGUAUCCUAGCAACUAGUCACACGUCAUCACGUCGGCAUCACGACACAUCACGUGAUCGCGGGUUCACUUCCCGGUAUGCACGGAGAGGGUGAGGAGGCAGUUCACCAUCGGUGAGUACUUUCCUAAAUUUACUAUUUAUUGAUUUCACAGAUUUAGACAUAUUGAUCUUGAGGAAGACCCUGAGGGGUCGAAACGUCGAUCUUAUUAUGUAAACCUUCUUUUUAAUAAAUACUUUAUUAUCGAUUAUAUAAGUCCUUAGAGUGCAUCUCUUAUUUUCUGCAUAUAUAUAUAUAUAUAUAUAUGUAUAUAUAUAUAUAUAUAUAUACACACACACAUUUGUCUCUGGGUUGUAUGUAGUAUUCCAUCCCACUUUUUGACUGUUAGACAUUAUGCCUUAUCACUUGUCUUGUUUACAUAAGUGCAUUCCUUAGCUCAGACUUGAAUGAAUAGAGUUACAGAGAGAAAUCUUGUGUCUGUCUUAGCCUUGUAAUACAAAAUGGAGUAACCUCUGUUCUGAGAGUGACUGGCAGUAUACACUUUUAAUUUCUGUCUUAGCACAAAAUGUCUGCCGAUAUAAAUAUACUGACAUCACAUAUCGACUGAUAAAAAGCCCUUUCGGAUUCAACAAAUAAACGUUUUUAAUAUAUUUUGCUAUAUGCUCACUGGCAGUACUAGGAAUCAGCAGGCAUAUAGUUGGAAAUAAAGGACAAGGAAGAUCUGACACAUGUUGGGAGCGUAAACAGAUUAUUGUGAGCCCGCCUGUCUCCACCCAUGACCAUGGGUGAAGGCUCUGUAAAAAACAAACAAACAAAAAAAACGGAGGGCAUACCAAAGCUUCACAUCCAACAUCUAUAAGUGGCAGGUCUCUAAAAUCAAGUGAGGGAACACUAAUACAUGCCCUUCACCCCACCUCUGCAUGACAGGUGGGGUGUAUUUAAAAAAAAACCAGGAAGACAUGGACAUGUUUUUAUUCAACCCUUAGCCGCUCCCCAACCCAUAGACUUCAUGUGGGGGUUAUUAAAGACAAUAAUAGUGGAAAGAUAUGUGCCUUGGUGUACCCACCCUUCCUUUACACCUAUAGAUAUCUGGGGUAUAAAUGAUAACUGGAGGUGAACAUACCACUGUCCACCUCGCCCAACAAUGUACGCAAUCCCCCCCACCGAGUACCUAGCUGUCCUCAAUCCCCUGGCCUCCCCAACAAUAACAAAUUCCUUCUUACCUAUCUACAUAAUACUAAUUAAUUUAUUUAAUUGCCCCUGCGUCUCUUUAGAUUAUCAUGAAUAAAGGUCAAGAUUUUAUUAGCUAUUGGCUAGUCUUUUUGGAGUUUUUUCUUGGGGUAUAAAUGAUAACUGGAGGUGAACAUACCAUUGUCCACCUCACCCAACAAUGCUUGGUUGUAUAGGGAGAGGCAUUAGCAGUAGAAAGAGGGAAGUGCUCAUGCCAUUGUACAGAACACUGGUGAGACCUCACUUGGAGUAUUGUACACAGUACUGGAGACCGUAUCUUCAGAAGGAUAUUGAUACCUUAGAGAGGGUUCAGAGAAAGGCUACUAAACUGGUUCAUGGAUUGCGGGAUAAAACUUACCAGGAAAGGUUAAAGGAUCUUAACAUGUAUAGCUUGGAGGAAAGACGAGACAGGGGGGAUAUGAUAGAAACAUUUAAAUAUAUAAAGGGAAUCAACACAGUAAAGGAGGAGACUAUAUUUAAAAGAAGAAAAACUACCACAACAAGAGGACAUAGUCUUAAAUUAGAGGGACAAAGGUUUAAAAAUAAUAUCAGGAAGUAUUACUUUACUGAGAGGGUAGUGGAUGCAUGGAAUAGCCUUCCAGCUGAAGUGGUAGAGGUUAACACAGUAAAGAAGUUUAAGCAUGCAUGGGAUAGGCAUAAGGCUAUCCUAACUAUAAGAUAAGGCUAGGGACUAAUGAAAGUUUUUAGAAAAUUGGGCAGACUAGAUGGGCCGAAUGGUUCUUAUCUGCCGUCACAUUCUAUGUUUCUAUGUUUCUAUGUUUCUAGGUCUAAAACUCCUAUUUCAGUGUGAUAGCACUUACAAAUUCCCACAUUUGCUUUGUAACAAGGCGAUCAUAUCUGAUCCCCAUAGUGGUUAAUUAAUUUUAUUUCAUGUAUAUAAUUAAAGGGACUCUCCAGGGAAAGGAAAACAAAUCCGCUUUUCUGGCACUGCAGGACCCUGCAGUAUCCCCCAUGUCCCCCUCCCAUCCCAUGUUGCUGAAGGUUAAAACCCCUGCAGUGACUUACCUGAAUCCAGUGCUGAUGUCCCUCGGUGCUGGGUCAGGCUCCGCCCACGUUGCUUGCCCGAUGCGGUCAGCCGGCGGGGGAGACCUAAUGCGCACUAGAGGAGGACUUAACCCUGCAAGGUAAUUAUUGCAGUUUAUAAAAACUGCAAUAAUUACACUUCUGGGAUUAAGGGUGAUGGGAGUUGGCACCCAGACCACUUCAAUGGGAGGAAGUGGUCUGGGAGCCAGGAGUGUCCCUCCCUUUAGUAAGUAUAUAGGUUAAAUUGCUAUUUAUAUUUAUUUUUUAAAAAGCUUAGAAAAUUCCAAAAAGAGAGGGGUUAUUACUUUUAGUAUUAUUUUCUAAUAUAUAUUCCUCAUCUAAAAAGGCAUAAACAAAAAAAAUAUUGUUAUUCUUUACACAUAAAUUUAAGAUUUUUUUAUAUAUAUUUAUAUAGAUAUAUGUAUUUAUUUACAUAAUAAAAAAAAUAUCUUUACUUAUAUUGAAUUAAUUACAUAUGGAAGUAAUUACAGUUCUGUGUAUCAAAGUUGAUGUUUCAGUCCCAGAUCGGGACGUUCAUCAGGACUGUCCACCCAAUAGAAAAUGAUGGUGUUUUUUAUACUUUUGGCAACAUUGAGAAGAAUUUUUAGAUUAACCUUUUUUUGUUUGAACAACAUAUUUUCCAGUUGAAAAAAAUAUAAUCGUUUAAUGAUGAUAUUCUUUUGUAUUUUAGGAUAACACAGAAGCAGGGAAUUAAAAUGGCUGAACUUAUGGAUUUGCCUAAAAAAGUUGAAGACUGGACUAAGGACCACGUAAAGCUCUGGGCUGCACAGAGCUUAAAUAUUGACUUAAACGAUGUGGAAAUCUUAUUCAAGCAAAAUGUGACAGGCGAGGUUCUCCAAAUAUUGUCUAAAAAAGACUUAACAGAUAUGGGAAUUACACACGGCACUGCUAUUUUAAUAACCCAUAAAAUAAAAAAACUCAUUACACCAAGUCAGAAUGAAAAAAAAAGUAUAAAUUUGGGUUCAACAAACAAAAGAGAGAUAGCAAAAACAAAACAAAAGAUCCCAAGUAAAGAGGAUGUGAAAGCGAAAAGCAAUGACGGGGAAAAUGAAUCAAAAGAACCUGGGAAUUUAGCUAUCAAACCUUCUAAAGUCACUUGCACACCAUACCCUUUUGAUAGAUUCAAUGAAAGUAAAUGUUACACACAGUUUCAUUUCCUUCCACCUGAAUCUGGCACAACUAAUUAUAUUGACCCCAUUCAUGAGUACAAAGAGUUUACUAAUACACUAAAUGCAACAGAAGAAGACAGAAAAAUGAAAUUUUGCAAUGAGGUCUUUCGGUUUGCAGCUGCAUGCAUGAAUGUCCGAACGAAUGGUACAAUCCAUUUUGGAGUCCGAGAUAAACCACAUGGGCAAAUAAUUGGUAUAAAAAUAGACAACACCGAAACCUUUGUCAAGUACAUUGACCAAAUGAUCAGCAAGUAUUUUGAGAUAAAACAAGUUGGAUUGGCAAAACAAUGUAUUCGUUCACCAAGAUUUGUCAACAUAUUAUCUGAACAAAACACACAUUCCAACCUAGUUGUCAUUGAAGUUGAUGUGGUCCCUAAACAUGCCUAUUGCAAAGAUGAAAUAUUCUUUACAUAUCAACAAAAUUUUAAUGAAACUUGGAAAAAGUGUAAAAAUAAGUCUUGUUUUAAACGAGAUGGAGAAAGUUCCAAAGAUAUACUUGCCAAUGUACAAAAUAAUGAUGCAGAUUACAAAGAAUUUUUGUCUUGUAUGAAGGCAAGAGAUGACGCUAGAAAAAUGGCAGAGGAAACUCACAGUAGAAGCCACAUAAAAUCACAAGACGAUGGUCUGAAGCUUGUAAAAUUAAUAACAGGCAACAGAGGUACACUGGACAACUCCUACUAUAAAUGGUAUAUUCUAGUAGCAAACAAAAGUCAUCCUAGCCAAACAGAACAUCUUGAUUUUAUGCAUGAAAUAAAGUGGUUUGCUGUUUUGGAUUUCGACUCAGAGUCACUUACAAAUGGUCUGUGUAAAUUUUACAGAGAUAAAAGAAUAGCAAACUUACAUUUUCCCAGUCAUUAUCAGAAUAAUGGAAAUGAAGGACCCGAAUCACUUAAACUUUUUCAACAAACCAGCUGGAUAUUCUGUAAUGGAAGGUCAGAUCUCGACACCAAGGAAUACGAACCAUUAAGUUAUAGGUCAUGGCAGAAAGAAAAAGCUGCGGAGGUCAGAAAGCUUAUUUCUUUUCUUUCACAGAAGAAUAUACUGGAACGUGGUAAAUUCCUUGUAGUUUUUCUGUUACUUUCUGCAGUUGAUGACUGUGCAGAUCCCAUUAAUGAAACAUUUAGUACUUUUUACCAGGAACUUGGUGGCAUAGAUGACAUUUUAUGCAUUUGUGAAAAUGAACACACUUACCAAAAAUGGAAAGAUCUACAGGUAAAACUAGAUAUAGAAGAUAUGGAAGACAGGUGUAUUUUCAACUUAGACAUUAAAAAAGUAAAUGGGACAAUUCUAAAACUAAAAUCUAUGAUUAAAUCCUCCCAUCUCUUUUUGCCAUCACAAGGGUCUUCCACUAUCAUUCUUCAGGAAAAAGAUAAAGAAGUAAUGAGCUGUUUGGACAUUCUUUGCGCAAAUGAAUGUGAAGAGACAGAGCUGGAGAAAAAUGAAGAGGAAUUUAAAAAAUUCAAGACAACACAAGAGGAACACUUUUACAAAGGAGGAAAAGCUACCUGGUGGAAUUUCUAUUUCUCAAGUAAAUCCUUCACAGGGCCAUUUAUCAAGAGAGACAUUCACAAUGCAUUAAAGACAUUGAUAGAGGAAUGUCAGAAACAAACAAGUGUAAAAAUAGUUACUGUGUAUCACCAUCCUGGUUGUGGAGGUUCGACUUCUGCAAUGCAUAUUCUCUGGGAAUUGAAAGAAAAAUUUAGAUGUGCAACUUUAAAAAGAAAGACAGAUAGUUUUAAAGAUAUAGCAAGAGACGUCACAAAUCUUGCCAUUCAUGGUUCAAGUCCUAUGGAAUAUUUUCCUGUUCUGCUUUUGGUAGAUGAUUAUGAGGAGGAUGAAAAUAUAUAUGUUCUGCAGAAUUGCAUUAGAACAGCCAUUGCUGAAAAGAACAUACAAUUUGAAAGACCUGUGGUCACCAUAUUGAACUGCAUGCGGUCUCAAACUCCAGUAAAAAGUUCAAAGGCAGAUUGUACUUCUAGUGUAGCUCUAGAGCAUAAACUGUCCCCUCAGGAACAGAGGGCUUUUGAAACCAAACUAAAGGAGAUUGAGAGAAAUCACAGUAAACCAGAAGAUUUCUACUCUUUCAUGAUAAUGAAAAGCAAUUUUGCUGACAGCUAUAUUAGAAAUGUUGUGAGAAAUCUACUAAAAGGCUUAAACAGCGCUAGCAAAGAAGCCGAUCUUAUCUCUUUUUUAGCUUUGUUAAACAAAUAUGUUAAAAAUUCCACUAUUUCAGCUUCUAUGUGUGAAGAAAUUUUAGGAAUAACUGCAAAACAAACAUACUGGGGAAAUGAGAGCAUAGAAGACAAAAUGGGUACUUAUUGUACAAUCUUAAUCCGCACUGAGGUGGAAGAAUAUGGCAGAUAUGAAGGACUGCGUAUAAUCCACCCUCUCAUUGCAAGUCAAUGCAUAGAAGAGUUAAAAAUGACCUAUGGAAUACAGCAAAGUAAAAUUAUGUUGACUCUUUUAAAUACUCAUGUUGAAGGAAUCGGAAAAGAAAUGUUUUUUCAGAAUAUGCAAAGUAUGUUGGUCACAAGGCACAGAAAAGAACAUGGCGAUGAAACAGACACACUCUUUUCUCCAUUAAUUGAAGAAAUACAAAAAGACGAGGGUAACGAGAGUGUUGAAACUGUUCUAAAAGAGGGAUCCCUCCGAUUCAACCAAUAUGCAUUCAUUUUCCAAGCCUUAGCACGGCACUACUACAUUAGAGAGAAGAACUUCAACUGUGCUUCAGAAUGGGCAGACAAAGCAAAAAAGAUUGCACCUAAUAAUUCAUUUGUUUUGGACACUUUGGGGCAAAUACACAAAACAAAAUUGAAAAGUAUGAUGGAUGAAUGUAACAAAAGACAUUCUUUAACACCAAGUGAGCUAAACUCUCUUCUAGAUAGCGCAGUUGCUGCCUCGGAAGCAUUUAAUGACUGUCAACAGCAAACAAGAAAGACAGAGUCUGAAAGAGAAGAAUCAGAAUGGACAAAUUCUAAAUGGUACAAUGUGUAUAACACGGCAGGAUACCUUGGACAGAUAGAGGUAUGUCUUUAUACAAUAGACAUACUUUUUAGGUUACCAUGGUUCAACUCAAAAAAUAAGCUAUCUAAAAAUCACCUAAUUCAGUAUCUGUCUGGUAAAUGGGAUAUUUCAGUUGACAAAGACAGUACAAACCAUAAGGAAGUUUAUGAUAUUCUCACCGAGUUUAGGUACUUUCUUAUUAAAAUUAAAUCCCACUUACAGAUGGCUUUUGAUUUCUUCAAUGAUUACUUUGUACAUCUGAAACAAAAAAACAUUCAUAAGGAAAGUGCAGACUUUAAAAUACGUGAAAAAGUUGCUGACUACUUCAAAAAGUAUCGAAAGACCUUUUGUGAUCAAGAUCUCACUAAACUUUUAGACUCCCAAGCAGUUCAGAAAAGCAGCCCUUCACUGCAUUCUGAUUGUAGGGCCGGCAUCGAAGGUUACAAGGCUCACAAGUUCCCAGGAAUUCUAGAAUAUCUUACAGAUCAUGGAAAAGAUCGACAUGAGAUUGAAGUCAUAGUACGAGCAUAUGGAUAUUUACUAGAAAACCGUACAGACAAAUUUGUAAUAAGAGACAAAGAGAACUUCAUUCUUGCAAACAUUGUGCUUCGUUGUGUUUAUCCAAAUUCUAAACAAAUCUGCACAGAUCCGUCUUUAAAAAAAUACCUGAGAGAGAUUUUAGACAAAGUUGAUUUGAACCAUGAACAUUUAGAACCCUACUUUUUGGCACUGUUACUCUUCUGGCCUCAUAACAUGCAUGUUUUAGAUAAUGAUUCUAAAUACCUAGAGAAAUAUGUUCAUGCCAUGAGAAAAUCCUUUAGGGUGCAAUAUAAACAUAUGUGCAAUGCUAAACAAGCCAUUGCACAUUUCUACCUGGGAAAAGGGAAUGGAUUAAAAAGAUUAAUCCACAAAGGCAAAAUUGAUCAGCGCUUUUCUGAUGUUCCAAAUUUGCAUUCUCUCUGGCAGAAUGGAGAUAUAUGGAAAGAACAAGCAACAAAGGAACUCUUGCUGCGAGUAAAUGGCAGAAUUGAAAACAAUACAAUUUAUGUUGAAUGUGGCAACACAGAAAGAAUUAAGGUUCCCGUACGACCUGCCUACCUUGGACAGUUGAGAAGUGGAAGAAGUAUUGAACGAGUGUCAUUUUUCCUAGGGUUUUCCAUUGACGGCCUGGUAGCAUAUGAUAUAGAAAGCAUGUAAGCACAUUUGUGGAACCAUCUGGAUACUAGACCUCAAUUACAUUCAGGUCUCAAUUACAUUCAUAUGCUUCAAACAUGAAUACUCAUAUUCUGUAUUCUAUGAUUAGCAAUCCUACAGCCUUCGUCUUCUGUAUAUUCCUUAUCUAUACCUAUAAUAUUUUCUAUUUAAGAUAUCAGAGAGAACAAAGAAACAAUAAGCUCUCUUCAAGUAAUAACUAAGAAUACAUAUUAAUGCACAGAUGCACAUUUACAAAUGGCUAAUGGAUUCACUACGGAUUACGGAUUCUUAACAUAUAAAAAAGAGUGACACAAGUCACAUGCAUUGCUACAUGUAUACAAUAAACUAAAUUAUGUACAAUCUGCUUAACAAAAAAAAAUAAAUCAACAUUUAUCCAUAUUUGCCAAUUGCAUCUGAAUAAGUUGGACUUCUUAAAAUAGACUAUAACAAAAUAUGCCAUUCCCAAUUAUGGAGGUCAGACACUCAAUUUGAAAACAUAAUCACUAGGGCAAAACCUCCAUCUCAUACUUUUUAUGUCCUUUACUUAUAUUUGGAGUUUGAACUUCUUUAAAAACAACUAUUUUUGUUAAACUGCAAGAAAUUGAAUUAGGUUCAACGCUGACCCAGGAAAAUAGUAUGCUACAUUCUCUUUGAUCCUUUUUUUUAAAAAAAGAGCAAAACCAGGUUAUCAAUGAGGCGCUACUUGCAGCCACCUAAUGCUGGGCUCAGACUGGCGCUCUGUGAACCCUUGCCUGGGCUAGGAUUUUCAUCUCUGGCAUUGACAGAGUCCUCCUUGAGCCAGAAGGUAGAUCAAAUAAUCUCCAUGCUUGGCCCUUCACCUGCUCAAACACGCAAAAGCCUCAGCCUCUUUAACAUACAGAACACUCAACUAACACCUAGAGGCACACACAGAACCCCUACAAAAAGCUAUCAGCCAUCUCCACACCUACCUUCCUCUCUUGUAUACAAACUCCACAAAUUGCCUCCUUCUAUCUCUCCUCUUUGGUACCCCACUAUACACCCACCCACCCACCCACCCUUACCGUUACCUCUUUUAUAACUCAUUCCUCUGGUUGACUACCUUCUGUUUACCUGAU
Messenger RNA from Pelobates cultripes (western spadefoot toad), 14930 nucleotides. The record is from the annotation of a GenBank genome assembly. Lineage: Eukaryota; Metazoa; Chordata; Amphibia; Anura; Pelobatidae.